Molecule: messenger RNA, 1746 nt
Organism: Malassezia globosa CBS 7966
Lineage: Eukaryota; Fungi; Basidiomycota; Malasseziomycetes; Malasseziales; Malasseziaceae
Exons: 5
Coding region: 1-1746 (581 amino acids)
Biological process (GO): retrograde transport, endosome to Golgi
Molecular function (GO): phosphatidylinositol binding
Source: RefSeq, a predicted model, not a curated record
AUGACGAAGUCCGACUCAGACGUAGGAAUGAAGCUUACCUUGCAUGAUGGCGAUGACUCGACACAUGAACAACCUCUCCAUGAAAAGAGCAAAAUUCAUAUUGUCGACGCUAUAUCAUCGACCGAAUUCUCCAAGUCUUCCUAUAUGGCUUACAUUAUCUCGUCACCUGGCCAUGAAGCCAAACGCAGGUACUCAGAAUUCGAGGCUCUUAGAGAAGCCCUUGUCAAGCUCCAUCCAACACUCCUGAUCCCUCCUUUACCUUCGAAACAUACCAUCAUAGACUACGCAACGAAGCAAGGGCGUGCCAAGAACGACCCUGCGCUCAUUGCUCGUCGGAAGCGCAUGUUGGAACGCUUUCUCCAGCGUCUCGACGUGCAUCCCGUCUUGCGGAUCGACAUGGUGUUCCGCCGCUUCCUCGAAGCUCGCUAUACUUGGCACGAAAUUGCUCAUUCACCGCCUUUGACUUUGCUGCCUAGGAACAACCUGAAUGCGCCCCCACAAAAUCCCGCCGACCCCGACGCGCCGGCCUCGUAUGCAUAUCUGCCGACGCCGUCUGCGCCAUUGAAGCUUGCUGCACCCAACGCCCACUUCCAAGAAGCCGAGGCCUUUACCAAUCGCUUUCAGACACUCUUGUCGUCGACGCUUGAGCCUGCAAAUCGUCGACUCCUUCAUCGCUGGACUGACAUCGCCACGGACUAUGCCGACUUGGGCGCUUUGCUCAAUACACAGAGCCUCGCUGAAGCGAGUGGGCUUGCACAUGCCAUGGAACGAACGGGUCAGGCCGUUGAUGCUAUGUAUGUGUCGUUGUCAGAAAUGAUGCGCGAGUGGGAAGCUCGUGUAAGCGAACCUGUGAAUGAGUAUACCCAGUUUGCAGCCAUCUUGAACAAAUGUCUUUUGUGGCGGCAUCUCAAGCACCAGCAACUCGAGGUCGCCCAGGACUUGUUGGCGGACAAACAUCAACGCCUAGCAGAUCAUGAGCGGGAUGAAGCUCAAGCUGCACGCCUGAAUAUGGCCCUUGAGAACGGCGGCACAGGUCUCAUUUCUGGCGCGCGGGCGAAUCGGCAGAAAUCGAUUCAGCAGCAAUCUGUCUUUGCUCGUGCUGCCGAGUCCGAAGACGAUGACAACGACGAUCAGGCUGAGGAACAGCAUCACACCCAACAGGACGCUGAUGUUAGUCCAGAAACUCGCGAUCCUCAUCCUCAGCAGCCAGCGAAUCUCGACACAUCUCCUUGGACGACUGAGCUUGCAAAAAAUUCCCUCUCUUCUUCUCCUCCAAAGGCAACACCUGGCACGGGCAGCGCAGCCUCUUUGUUCACAGAAGGGCGGGAACGAAUGCCUGCGCCGUCGACACAACGCCACGGGUUAUUUGGUUCAUUCAAGAGCCGCUUUGCGAGCGUCAUGGACCUAGAUUCCGACAGAUCACGGCAAAAUUCCAUUUCUCGUCUUCGUGAAGAAGUCGUGCAUCUUCAGGAGGCUAUUGAACUAACUAAAAAGGACUUGGACUACGUGAACAGGACGAUCCAAGCUUCUCUAGACAGGUUCCAGCGCCUCAAAGUCCAGGAUCUAAAGCAACUCAUGCUCGACAUGGCUCGGAUGCAUCGAGCUUUCUGUAUCAAGAACCGUGAUGCUUGGCGCGCGGCACAGAACGAAGUCAAUCAUGUGGAUAAAUCUACAUGGGGAAACAUGCCAGAUGCCCAUUUAUCGGCCAAUGGCCGAGCUGCAUACACGUCACCAGCUAGUUCUUAA